Messenger RNA from Cyprinodon tularosa, 7387 nucleotides. RefSeq names its product putative leucine-rich repeat-containing protein DDB_G0290503. Bases 251 to 7228 code for a protein of 2325 amino acids. The transcript has 6 exons. The record is from RefSeq and is a predicted model, not a curated record. Lineage: Eukaryota; Metazoa; Chordata; Actinopteri; Cyprinodontiformes; Cyprinodontidae.
UACAUCCGCAAACUGUGCAGCGCAUCUGCUCGCCUGACCGCUCAGCAGGAAUCAGCCUCUUCCUGGUCAUAACGCACCGGACACGCGCCAAAAAACGGAAGUGCACCUAUCACAGGACCCCCGCAGAGACAGGAGCGUCUAGGAGCAGCUUUGAGGUGAAGCAUCCGAUCAUCACAUAGCGCAGGAUUUAAACAGAUGUGCUGUUUCUUCUGUUUGAUGUAAACAGUUCAACAAGGAAGGAGGUGCAAGGAUGAACCCGGAGCCUGACAGCCCCUUUUCCAGGGUGGAGAGGACCCUGGUAUCAGUCUGGUGUUACAUAACUGAAGCCGUGAGCAGAUUCCUAAGGCCACAACCAGCUGAAACAGCCAACAAUGACCCAAACUCUAUUCAGGAAUCAAAUGUGGAUGAUGAAGCUCCUGGCGGUAGGCAAACGGGAACCGACACCAGCGGUGAAGAAACCUGCGAGGAACAGCCUUUUCAGACAGUUUCUCUUCUGAGUUCAUCCUCACCAGCUGUUCCCUGGGAGCAGUGCAUUGCAGAUGUUGAUGUUAAGCCUAAACAAGACCAAGAGAACAAGGAGGACAUGAGAGAGGAAGAGUUUGGUCUUACAGGAAAUGACCAUGCAGAAUCAGAGGGUGAAAAUGCAUGUCAAGAGAGACAAGAAAAAAGUGAGAAAAAAAACUCAGACACAUAUGAGGAAAAUGAGACGACUGAAAACAACGAGGAACAUGCUACUGUUGGAUCUGGACAUGUGCUGUUAAAGGAUGUAGUGAGUGAUGAGAUGGACUCAAGAGUUGAAGAAGUGGAACACGUGAGCGCAGAAAGACUGGAUGAAUGUCUAAAAGUGGUGGAAACAAUGAAGGAACCCCAGGAAGACGAUGGACAAGAAAAAAAAGAAGGCUUGGAGGAAGAAAGCAAGAUAAAAGACUGCAGCUCAGCAGAGAAGGAGGAAAGCAAUGCAGAGACAGGAGAGCAAAGGUACAUUAAAGCUACUGGAGUGAUGCUGGGAGAUGUUAACAUCUGUCAAGAUUCACAACAGUUGAGCCUGGAGUUUUCAGAGUUUUCAGGCUUUGCCAAGGAUGAAAAAAAAGACCCUGGUAAGUCCAAAACAGAUGAUGAGCCAGAGCAGAAGAAGAGCAGCAGAGCUGUUGAGGAUGUCCAACAAGAGGAACAUGUUGUAUCCCUUAAACCUGCAGGCAGAGAAGAUGAUCCUAGCACAGGAGAGGACCAAUUCGGCCCAAGAGCACAUGAUAGCGCAGAGCAGAUGAUCACUGAAGACAUCACAGAACAAGUUGGACCAGAGAUAACACAGUUGCACAUUUGUGUUGAAGAGAGUGUUGAUAAAACAGAAGACCAAGCUAACGCUGGAUCAAAAAAUACUGUAAAUGAGGAAAUAUGUGAAGAGAUCAAAAAAAUAAAUAAAGUAGCUGUGGCUGGGGAAGACUCUGUGGGCACAUUAACACUAUAUGGUUCUCAAGACGUGGAACAAGCAAAGGAAGACAUGGAGGAUGAGAACAGUAAUAUGGAAGUUGAUAAAGAAGAAGAUAAUGAAAACUCAAGAAAAGUGGAAGAGGAAAGAUUGUGUAGCGUUAGCAAAGAGGAGGACAGCAAUGAAGAGACAGGAGAACAAAUAGAGAGCAAGGCCCCGACUGUGAUCCCAGGAGAUGCUAAGAUAUGUGAAGAUGCUUUAGAGUUAAGCUCUAAACAGGAAAAAUCCCAAACAGAAACCCAGCACCCUCUCUGCCAAGAGUUGUCAAUUUUGGCCGAAGAUGAGAGUGUCCGGGUUGCUGACAUUAUAGAGGAAGAGCCAAAUGAGUCUGCAAAACAUAAAGAGCCUAAUAUGAAGAGUAGCCUAGCAGUUAUUGAUGUCCAAAAAGUGGAAACUGCGGAAACCCAAAGUAUUACAGCAUGUGAAGAUGACCGUGGCAAGGCAGAGGAAGAGUUUGGCCUAAAAGAAAAUAUUAGCACCGAACAGCUGAUCACUGAAGAAAUGACUGGUCAUCAAAUUGGACAGGAGAUAAGUGGCAUUCAACAGUUGAACAUGUUUAUUGAAAGAGAAGGAGUUAAAAACAUAGAAGAUCAAACCAAGGCUGGAUCAGCACAUACUGAAAAUGUGUUAAUAUGUGAAGGGAUGGUGAUAAAAGAUGAGGAAGCUGCUGCUGGGGGAGACACUGUGAGCACAUUGAGAUUAGAUGGUUUUCCACAAGUGGAUGAAGAGACAGUCCUGGUGGAUGAGAGCAGUAAAAUCAAGGAAGACCAGGCUGAAGAAAAUGAAGAGGACUUUAAAGAAGAAAGUGGGGUAAAACUUUGGACCAUUGUCGAAGAGAAGGAAAGCAAUGAAGAGACAGAAGAGAAAAGGGAGGAUGAAGGUGCUGCAGUGAUGCUGGGAGAUGCUAACAUUUAUGAAGAGACUUUACAGUUGAGCCCUGAACUGGAAAAUAAAUCAGAAGAUGGAACACACUCAGAAGCUCUGCACAUUGUCAGCAAAGAGUUGUCAAGUUCGACCAAGGAUGAGGGGGUUUGGAUUGCUGACCCUGAAGAGGAAGACUCUAGUAAGUCUGAAACAGAUGAAGAGCCAGAGGAAAAGGCCAGCAGAGCAGCCGAAGAUGUCCAACAUGAUAAAACAGUUUUCACCCCAAACGUUACAGGCAGCAAAAAUUAUCCUGGCACAGGAGAGAAACAGUUUGGCCUAACAGGACAAAACAGUACAGAGCAGCUGAUCACUGAAGACAUGAUGGAACAUCAACUAGAAAUAGAAAAAACGGACACAAAGCAAUUACAGACUCUUGUAGAAAAAGAAGAUAUUAAAAACACAGAAGAUCAACUUCAGGUUGAAUCAAAUGAUACAGUAAAUGAACCAAUAUGUGAAGAGAUUGAAAAAGGAGAUGAAAGAGCUUCCCCCAGGGAAGACCCUAAGAGCACAGUUAGUCUAGAUGGUUCUCAAAUUGUGGAUGAAGCCUUGGAAAACUUGAAGGAUAAAGCUAAUAACAUACAAGAAGAUAAACUAGAAAAGAAUGAAGAAGAUAUUGAGAUGGAACAUGAGGUAAAACUGUGCACCAUUAGCAAAGAGGAGGAGAGAAAUGAAGAGGGAGGAGAGCAAAGGGAAUGGGAAGCUUCUACUGCCAGGUUGGAAGAUGCUCAGAUCUGUGAUGAUGCUUUACAAUUGAGCCCUAGACAGGAUAACUCAGAGGAGAGAAGACAGGCAGAAACUCAGCUUGUCUGCAAAGAGUUGUCAGGUUUAUCUGAGGAUGAGAUGGCUUUGGUUGCUGACACUGAAGAAGACCCCAGUAAGUCUAAAAUAGAUGAAGAGUCCAAGCAAAAGGGCAGCAGAGCUGCCGAAGAUGUCCAAGAUGAAAAUGUUUUAACCUCAAACCUUACAAGCAGUGAAGAUGAUUAUGGCACAGGAGAGGAACGGUUUGAUCUAAAAGGAGAUGAUGCAGAGCAGAAUUUCUCAGAAGACUUAGAUUUAGAAGACAUGACAGGACAUCAUGAUGAACAAGAGAUAAAUGUCAUCCAACAGCUGCAGACCUGUGAAGGACAUGAUGUCUUUGAGAGCAAAGAAGACCAAGCUUGUGUUGGAUCAGAAACAGGAAAGAAGAAAAUAUGUGAAGAGGUUGAAAAAAGAGAUGAAAAAGCUUCCCCCAGGGAAGACCCUAAGAGCACAGUUAGUCUAGAUGGUUCUCAAAUUGUGGAUGAAGCCUUGGAAAUCUUGAAGGAUGAAGCUAAUAGCAUCCAAGAAGAUAAACUAGAAAAAAAUGAAGAAGAUAUUGAGAUGGAACAUGAGGUAAAACUGUGCACCAUUAGCAUAGAGGAGGACAGUAAUGAAAAGGGAGGAGAGCAAAAGGAAGGGGAAGUUUCUGCUGCCAGGUUGGAAGAUGCUCAGAUCUGUGAUGAUGCUUUACAGUUGAGGCCUAGACAGGAUAACUCAAAGGAGAAAAGACAGGCAGAAACUCAGCUUGUCUGCAAAGAGUUGUCAGGUUCAUCUGAGGAGGAGAGGGUUUCGGUUGCUGACACUGAAGAAGAACCUAGUAAGUCUAAAAUGGAUGAAGAGCACACGCAAAUUGGCAGCAGAGCUUCCGAAGAUUUCCACGAUGAAAAUGUUUUAACCCCAAACCUUACAAGCAGUGAAGAUGAUUAUGGCACAGGAGAGGAACAGUUUGAUCUAAAAGGAGAUGAUGCAGAGCAGCAUUUCUCAGAAGACUUAGACUUAGAAGACAUGACAGGACAUCAUGAUGAACAAGAGAUAAAUGUUGUCCAACAUCUGCAGACCUGUGAAGGACAUGAUGUCUUUGAAAGCAAAGAUGACCAAGCUUGUGUUGGAUCAGAUACAGGAAAAAAGGCAAUAUGUGAAGAGGUUGAAAAAAGAGAUGAAAAAGAUGCUGCUGGGGAGGACCCUAACAGCACAGUCAGUCUAGAUGGUUCUCCAAAAGAUGAUGAAGCCAAAGACUCAAGAGAAGAGAGAAGCAACAUUCAGGAAGAUGAAGAAAAAGAAAAUGAACAAAACUUUGAGAAACAAAGUGGGAUAAAACUAUGCACAGUUAGCAAAGAGGAGGAGAAGAAUGAAGGAGAGCAAAGGAAAAUUGAAGCAGGUGUAGUGAUGCUGGAAGAUGGUAUAAUCUCUGAAGACACAUUACAGUUUAGCCCUGAAAAACAACAUGCCUCAGAUGAGAAAACUGAAGAAUUAGAUGAGCUUAUUGAUGAGAACGUCCAGAUGACAAUUGAAGAUGUUGGGCAAGAGGAAAAUGUCUUAAUUCCAGAGACAACCACAUUUAAACAGGAGGAUUUACUGGACACCAUUUUUCAAAAUGCCACAGAGAAAAAUGUGACCAUGGAAGAUAUUUCAACAGAUGAAAAUACUGAAAUAGCAGCAGGUGAGAGGCUCUCUAUUGAAGUCAAUGAGGAGGGUUGCGUGGAAAGAGUUUGUAUAACCACUCCUGUUACUGUAAUAGCUGAAGGCGAGUCUGCACGGGAAAUAAACACAGGCUUUAACAAUAUUCCCUUGGGGGUAAUAGAAGGCCAGUCUGCCGAGCUCGACGCUGAAGCACAUGAGGAAACUCCAGAGGCAGUUCCUGAGUACAACAAUGACCUUGAAUCAGAUGCAAAUUCCACACAAAGCUUCUUAGAAGAGGGAAAUUCAGAGGAAAUUCAAAACACAGACUUACCAGAAGAGGUGGGGGUCUUUAAAAGCAGCAGCACAGGAGGAGCUGAAUAUUUACCGAUAGGACAAGGCAGUGCAGAGGAUAGCAGAAACGAGCUGGAAUUCAUUGAGAAGGAGCAGACUGAAACACCAAGAUUUGUAGAAGAUCCAGAGAAGCCAAAAAGUGACAACAUAAAUCUGGAAUUGGAACAAUUCUCUGAGGAGGAAAAGGUCAAAAUAGUUGAUACCUCAAUGAAGACGGAGUUUAAACAAUCGGAUCAAGAAUUUGAAGAAUACUCAGAGGAUGAGACUGGGCAGCAGGAUGAAACAGCUGAAUUUGAAAUUGCCAGGCUAUCUAAAGAAGCUUCAAUAGAUGGUUUUGGGAAAAGAGAAGUUCUAACAGUUGAUAAAGGGGCUGAUUUUGCAGAUGAAUCUACUGAAUCCCUCGAGGGACAAGAGAAGAGGACAGGAAUAAACCUUGGUCCAAAUGUACAGUCUUUUAGUUUACAGGAUGAUCAUGGUAACUUGAAAAACUCAGAAGAGAUCAAAUCUAAAUUAUUUGAUGUAAGUGCCGUCAAACCUCUGCAGUUGGAGUUUGACGCUGAAGAACAAGGGUGCACUGAUGAAGAGGAACUGGAAAUGACAACCCUCCAGUUAGGGGGGAUGUCAGCUGAUCAGAUGAUAGGAAAAUGGGAAACAUCUCAACAUCUAGAGAAAACUAAUCAAUCUCCACACAGAUUGGCUGAGAUGACUCAGGCAGAUGUAACAACAGACAUAGAAAGUACUGAUGAACCAAAGUUGAAUACAUCUGAAGGGCUUCCCUUGAUCUCAGCAGUGGAAGAAAAACAAGAGGGAUACUCAGAACACUCAGCUGGAGAACAUCAGGGUGUGAUUGAUGAAGAAAUUCUUGAUUUGUGGAUAGAGACAGUGAUGUCAGAUGACACUGAUAGGUCUAAAGAAGAAGAUCUUUCUGGACCUGGACUACAAAAGGACCAAGUUGAUGAGGAGUCAGGUGAAACAUCAUUUGAGGACGAGAGAGAAGAGGAAAUGAAAGCAAAUUCAGAAGAACCUGCAUCACCAAGCGAGACAGAAACUUCCUUGUCAACAUUUGAGCCUGGACUAGUGGAUCAGCAUUUCAGUGAAAAAACAGCAAGCACUGGAUUGCUUGAAGAUAUAAAUAACAUACCAAAUGCUGGGUCAAGUUCAGAAGAUGUCGCUGAGUUUUCAAUGCCUAUAUUUGACUCUGCAUUGGUUCAGGAAACAACUGAAGUUACAGCAUCCAGUGAGAUCAGAUCCUACCAAGAUUCAGGAGUUUCCUCACCAGGGGAAUGUCAUCCAAUUCAGGAAUGUGCUACAUCUCAAGAAAAGUCAGAUGAAACAAAAGAAAAGACAGGAGUGGAAAUUAGUGCAAUGUGCAGAGACACUGAAUCCGUACCGAAAACAAAAGCUGAAGAUGAUCUCCUUGAAGCAACAGUGGCUGAAAUCUCUGAAGAAAUCCAACCUCUGGAGUCAUGGCAACACAGAAAGAACUCCCAGGUUGAAUCUGAGAGGCAGCAAUUCACUCCGGUGGCACCAGAGCACAGAUUGCCGGGGGACAUCAUCAAAUCUUUUCCAGACUCAAGCAGGACUGAGCUGGAAGAAAAUCUAAGCAAGGUCGAAGGCCCCAUCCUAGAUUUUGCACUGCAAAGGUCUCGGAUUGCUGUGAAAAACCCUCGUGUUAGACCCCCCACAGACCCCCGCUCUUUAAUUAAUAUGCCCUCUGUGGAUCCAACUCCAUCAACACGUGUGUCUGGCAAAGCUCUUCCAGGUGUGCCUUUAGGCGGCUUAGGGGUUGGGAUCAAACUGCCAGGGCUUGGAGCUGGUUUUCCUGUUUUAAGGAAGACACCACGGGCCUUAAAAAACGAGGAUAACCCAGAAACAAAAUCACAGGAAUCUACUGAGACUACUGAGAAAGAGGAAGAGAAGAGUGAUGCUGCUAAAAAAGAUGAAGCACCAAAGAGGCCUAAAUGGAUGCCCCCAGGACAACCAGGAUUUGGAAAUCCACUUAUGUCUGAACUCAAGACCAAGCUGAAGAAAACUUCCAAAGAGUGAAAAAAUUAUCCUUUUAAUGCUUUCUGUGAAUAGCCCCACAUAUUAUAAAUAAGUUAACUGCCCUGUUUUUGUCUACUAUGCAACAAGAAGCAUUUUUUUAUUUUAUUUUACCUGUGUUUUUGGUAUUUAGCUUUGAUAAUAAAGUACAAUUGAAUGAGA